Molecule: messenger RNA, 1082 nt
Organism: Formica exsecta
Lineage: Eukaryota; Metazoa; Arthropoda; Insecta; Hymenoptera; Formicidae
Gene: otp
Product: homeobox protein orthopedia-like
Exons: 6
Coding region: 51-1082 (343 amino acids)
Biological process (GO): neuron differentiation; regulation of DNA-templated transcription
Molecular function (GO): DNA binding; DNA-binding transcription factor activity, RNA polymerase II-specific
Source: RefSeq, a predicted model, not a curated record
GGAUUUCCGCUUCCGCGUGCUGUAUCGGAGCUACGCUCCCCGGGAGCGGCAUGCUCAACAAUAUCACCGCCGGCGGUUCCGUACACGGUAUCUCCGGAGCGAAGGAUGUGCAAGAUCUGAAGCGGUACGAGAAGGAGCACGGCGUGCUGGGAGUGAAUCUGGGGUCCGGUCUGUCCGCGGGUGGAAGCGUGACGCUUCAUCACGAGCUGAUCAUGACUAUGCCUGGCGCAGGAAGCGCGGGGGUGAUCGGGCAAGGCGAUGACAAACCCGCGAAGCAAAAACGACAUCGGACACGUUUCACACCAGCUCAGCUCAACGAAUUGGAAAGGUGUUUCGCCAAAACUCACUACCCGGACAUCUUCCUGAGAGAGGAAAUAGCUGUGAGAAUCGGCCUCACGGAAAGUCGCGUUCAGGUAUGGUUUCAAAAUCGACGAGCCAAGUGGAAGAAGCGCAAGAAGACGACCAAUGUGUUUCGGUCUUCGGGAUCGCUGUUACCGUCGCAUGGCUUGCCUCCCUUCGGACCGAUGAGCUCCGAUCUGUGCAGCGGAAUGUUCCAUACCCCCGCGGACAGAUGGGGAAUGGGGACAGGUCUCGGGCAAUUGCAGGGCGGCAUGGCGAUGGGUAGUUUCGGGCAGCUCGGUCAACAAAGCACGGGAGGUCUGGGUUCCAGUCUGGGCCUCGGCAACUCCGGACUCCCGAUCAACAGCCCGUCGCAAUCAGUUUACCAUACUAAUUACGGACUCAAUUCUAUCGGCGGCGUUCACGUGACGGCAUCUCGGGGUUCGCCACCGGUCGGCGGUCAGAUGGGUUCGGGCCUGAACUGCGGCCAGGGUUCGCCGGGCACGACUUCCGGUGGCAGCGGGGGUGCCGGCAGCGGCGGGGGUGGUGGCGGCGGCGUCUCCUGCGUCGGUGCCGACGUAAGCGCGAACGAGGCGUCGGACUGGAGAGGCGCCCACAGCAUCGCGGCGCUCAGACGCCGUGCCUCGGACGCCUCGCAACAAUACAGUCCACAACCGCCACCGCCGCCACCCCCAGGACCACCUCAGUACUCCCAUGAUCUGGAGUACAGUCCCGUUUAUUGA